CCCACCACAACACCACCGACUACUCACUAUAAAGCUUGAAGCACAUCAGUACUUCAACCCCACGCAAACCGCGAUGGACGCCCAAAUCGCCGAAUGGCAAACCCGUGCCGAGGCGCUCAAGCCCCUCAACCUCAAAACCAUCGAGCCCGCGCUCCUCGAACUCGACGCCCACCUCACGCUGCGCACAUACAUCGUAGGCUACUCACUCACGGACGCCGACACGACUGUGUGGAAGACGCUUCGGGAGAACAGGGUGGCGCAUGCAUAUGUGAAGCAGGAUCUUAUGAAGAGCUUGGGGCGGUGGUUUAGGUUUGUUGAGGAGACGGGCGGCGAGAAGGUAGUGCUUGCUGUGCGGGGGGGCAAGGAGACGAAGGAUGGGAAGGAGAAGAGCGAUGAUGCGAAUUUUGAUAUUGGGCUGCAGGAGGUGGGGGAUGGGACGGGGAUUGUUACGAGGUUUCCGCCGGAGCCUUCUGGCUAUCUUCAUAUUGGUCAUGCCAAAGCAGCACUUCUUAACGAUUACUUCGCACACGAGAAAUACAAGGGCAAGCUGCUGCUCCGCUUUGAUGAUACCAACCCGACCAAGGAGAAGGAGGAGUUUCAGGAUGCUAUCGUCGAGGACUGCGCGUUGUUGGGUAUCAAGCCUGAUCAGGUCUCAUACACCAGCGACUGGUUUGACGAGCUAUAUGAUCGUUGCGUGCAGGCACUGAAGGACGGUCUCGCGUAUGCCGACGACACGCUUCAGCUGAAGAUGAGGGAGGAGCGCAUGGACGGUAUCGCUAGUGCUCGUCGGGAGGAGAGCAUUGAGGAUAACCUAUCCCGAUUCGAGGAGAUGAAGACGGGCAGCGAGGAGGGUCUACGAUGGUGUAUUCGUGCGAAGAUGUCCGUCGACAACCCCAACAAGGCUAUGCGCGAUCCCGUCAUCUACCGCUGCAACCCCCAAUCACACCACCGCACUGGAGCCAAGUGGAAGAUCUACCCAACCUACGACUUCUGCUGCCCCAUUGUCGACUCUCUCGAGGGCGUUACACACGCACUGCGCACGACCGAGUACAACGAUCGUGACGCCCAGUACCAGUGGUUUAUCGAGAACUUGAAGCUUCGCAAAGUGUACAACUGGGGCUUCUCGCGUUUGAACUUUGUCAGGACUGUUUUGUCCAAGCGGAAGCUCACCAAAAUCGUGGAUGCUGGCUUUGUUCGGGGCUGGGACGACCCUCGUAUGCCAACUGUUCGAGGUGUCCGUCGUCGCGGCGCUGUCAUUCCCGCCCUUCGCGAGUUCAUCCUCAAACAGGGCCCGUCCAAGAACAUCGUCAACCUCGACUGGUACUCGUUCUGGGCCACUAACAAAAAGCACAUUGAGCCCACUGCUGCGCGAUACACUGCCGUGGACGAGGUAGCCAAGGUCCCCGUCACCAUCAUCGGAGCGCGCGAGGGCAUCAUCACCGAAGAGGCCAAGAAGCACGCCAAAUACGACCUAGGCAACAAGAAAGUCGUCUUCAGCUCAUCAGUCCUCAUGGAGCAAGCCGACGCCGCCUCUUUCGCCCAAGACGAAGAAAUCACCCUAAUGAACUGGGGCAACGGCAUCGUCCGCAACAUCAGCCACUCCAUCAACCCCCUCGCCACACCCUCGGGCCUCAAAACCGUCACCGCCCUCGAAAUCGAACUCCACCUGCAAGGAAACGUGAAAAACACAUCCAAGAAGGUCACGUGGCUCUCGGCCGAUCAGAAUCUCAUCCCCAUUGAGCUGGUCGACUUUGACCACCUGAUUACUAAGGAUAAACUCGAGCCGGAGGAUACCCUGGAGGAUUUCCUCAACCCCACGACCGAGACGGUGACGAAGGCGCUGGCGGAUUGUAAUGUGGCGGAGCUUAAGGUGGAUGAUAUCGUGCAGUUUGAUAGGAAGGGCUUCUUUCGUAUUGAUCGGGCGUUUGCGCAUGGGGAGCCGGUUGUUGCUUAUCAGAUUCCGACGGGGAAGAGUAAGUAGAUGGUUGGGCUUGUGGGGAUCGACGCCGUUCUGGCUCGUGUGGUUGGGAUGCGUGUACUGAAAUUGAUGGGUAGGCUAGCGUAGAUACCAAUCCGGAGAG
Dothidotthia symphoricarpi CBS 119687 is the source of this 2081-nucleotide messenger RNA. RefSeq names its product glutamyl-tRNA synthetase. The record is from RefSeq and is a predicted model, not a curated record. Gene Ontology annotation, molecular function: glutamate-tRNA ligase activity; ATP binding. Gene Ontology annotation, biological process: translation; glutamyl-tRNA aminoacylation. The transcript has 2 exons. Gene Ontology annotation, cellular component: cytosol; cytoplasm; methionyl glutamyl tRNA synthetase complex. Bases 74 to 1981 code for a protein of 635 amino acids. NCBI's taxonomy places the organism in Eukaryota, Fungi, Ascomycota, Dothideomycetes, Pleosporales, Dothidotthiaceae.